AUGGGUUCGCCCCAGAGUACCGAACAAGAAAAAGUGCUUAUGUCGGCGGUUGAGCAACUGAUGUCAGAUGAAUCGAUGCCACCGUAUUUAAAAACGAUUGUGGAUUACCUCCUUGAUGCUAAAGAAAAGAUUGAACUUCUAGCUACCGAAAACAAAGAGCUAUCGGCUGAAAUUCAAAAAUUGCGUGAUGAGAACUCUACUUUGCGUCGUUCAUUAUCUGUGGCCUCCAAACCUCCUCCUCAUAUUGAUCUCACAAAUCCUACACAGGUUUCUGAGGCUGUUAAUCAUUCCUCUGAUAGUUCUUGUUGUGAAUCUAAAGAAUUUGCUCGAUCUCUAGUGAUUAUCGGUGUUCCUGAGUCUUCUGAUUUUUUGGUUUCGAAUCGACUUUCUCAUGACUGGAAUUGUAUUAGAGUGCUUUUUAACUACCUCCAAAUUGAAUGUAUUCCUUUGUCGGUCUACAGAAUGGGUAGACCAUCUCCUCAUCGACCUCGGCUCUUGAAAGUAGUCCUUCCUAGCACAAAGUUUAGAGACGAAGCCCUUCGCCGUGCCCAUAAACUCAAAUAUUCACAGUUUAAGGGUACAUAUAUACGGCCCUCUCUGCCCAAAGCAGAGAGGGAAAAGCUUCGGCUCUCAAACAAUCUAGGUCACUCCCCAAAGAACUCUUCCUCUCUCGUUUUUCUUCUAUCGAACUUUUGCUAUGACCUCGCAGCACUAACCGAAACAUGGCUCAAGCCUGUUCAUGAUAGUUCCACAUAUCUUGGCAUUUUGGGACACGAGUACACUUUGGUACGUUGUGAUAGGCCACGAAAAGCCGGGGGUGGCGUAGCAUUUCUGGUCAGGAAAACCUUAUCUUACCACAUCGUUAUCAAAGAAGCUAUCAAGGACUCCUAUGAGAUACUGUGUUGCGAUUUACUUUUCCUGAAUUAUCGCAGGAUUGUUGUGUUAUAUAGGGCCCCGUCAUGCAAUCAAAUUAAAACUCUGCAGCUCUUCAAAGCUAUAACUGAUCUUUCAAUUUGUUCUUACCCGUUCAUUGUUAUGGGGGAUUUCAAUCUCCCUAACAUCGAAUGGACCAAUGAUGAAAUUAACAAUGUUGCUAGUCUCAAUGGAACUAUUUUACAACUUUGCAAAAGUUACAAUUUGAUGCAAUUUGUACCCACUCCCACCCGUGGAAGUCAUACUCUGGAUUUAUUGUUUUGCAAUAAGGUCGGUCUUAUCAGUGAAGUGGCCAUAAAUUCUCCCAUUGGUUCUAGCGACCAUGCGAUGAUAAGUUUCAGCAUCGAUAACCCUAGAUGUGAGCAUAAGCCCGUCUUCAAAAGAAAAUACACCAAGGCAGAUUACAACAAAAUCUGUAGUUACCUAUCGGAU
Messenger RNA from Ostertagia ostertagi, 1365 nucleotides. The record is from the annotation of a GenBank genome assembly. Lineage: Eukaryota; Metazoa; Nematoda; Chromadorea; Rhabditida; Trichostrongylidae.